UCCUCGACACUUAAAACUUGUUCCCAUUUUGAGUCUGUGCUUAAAGAUGAACCCGGCGGCGAGGAGCGCGUGGAGUUUGUUCCGACGGCCAACGAGUCAGGGAGUGGCGGAGUCACUGAGUCACCACCGUCAGGAGCAAGUGAGAGGGAUCCGGGUGAAGGUGCUGAACGGAAACUUGGAGCAAGCGCUGACGUUUAUGCAGAGGAAGAUGCAGUCCAGUGGGAUCGAGAGGAUGAUCAAGCGCGAGCAGACCCACCACAUCAAGAACUCCGAGAAGCGCGUGCUUGCACGCAAGCUUCUCGAGCGUAAGCUCAAGUCCCAGGACCUCGCCCGCAAGCUCAAGGCCAUCCUCAUCAAGAAAGUCAGAGGCCUAUGAGAUCAUUCAAGCACAUUCUUGAUGCCGCAUGUCAUGCUUUCACUUGUGGAAUUUCAAGCCAAUGCAGCACCCACUUUUCAUCUGGUUGCUCGGCAGCUUCUACUGCCACUCUAGUUUUCAUAGAAUAGUGUAUUUGACUCCGGAUUAUAAAAGUUCAUGUUUCAGUUGUGAUCCUAAGACGUCUGAUUUUAAGGUUUACCUCAUAAAAGAUUUUGACAUCAAUUCCAAUACAGAACUUACGGCU
Molecule: messenger RNA, 620 nt
Organism: Fragaria vesca subsp. vesca
Lineage: Eukaryota; Viridiplantae; Streptophyta; Magnoliopsida; Rosales; Rosaceae
Exons: 2
Coding region: 47-376 (109 amino acids)
Biological process (GO): translation
Cellular component (GO): ribosome
Molecular function (GO): structural constituent of ribosome
Source: RefSeq, a predicted model, not a curated record